CGGCCUGCUGCGGUCCCCGCUUCCCUCCGGCGGCGCGCAGGGAGGAGCUGGGAAGCCGGAGAAGAUGAGCGACGUGACGCAGCUUCCAGGCGGUGAUCGACAGCGCCCCGAAGACUAAUGCAGAAAAUCAACAAGAACGUGGUUCUGGCGCUCCUCUCUCUGACCAGCCUAGUUUUCCUUCUCUUCCAGUUGUACUAUUACAAGUUCUAUCUGUCGCAGAAGAGGCCCUUAGCAGCGCCAGAGCCACCUCCGAACUGCCCUCGUGUGGCUAGCAAUUCCUGCAGUGUUGACGUGGAGCAGAAUGGAGCAGUGUUUUCCAAAGUCAGAGGAAGCCUGUCAGGACAAGACAGCACUAGAUGGCACGUGGUUAGGAAGUUCUUAGGCUUAAUAUCCAGUCACAAUAUACCAGUGUAUUUGAUCGAUCCUUUGAUUCUGGGACUGGUUGAUAAAGAUAUUGAACAGAUCAAAAGUUCUCCUGAUGGCCCUAGUCCAGAAUGCAAGUACUUUUGUGCUCCAGGAGACUUUACUACAUUUGCACUGCUGGACAAAACAUGGAAACAUGAAGUGGGCCUUUUUAGAACUGCUGAGAAAAUGGGGUUCCAAUGGCUAAAAAUUAUAAACAAGGACCCCCGCUUGGAUGGGAUGGAUGACCUGUCUGGGAUUGAAAUUCCUUUGCACUACAUAUUUAAACUGGCAUCUCAUGCCAUUCACCUGGUGGUCUUCUAUGAGAGGAGUGGUAAUUAUCUGUGGCAUGGCCCCCUGAGACUCAAGCAACAUAUGGACAGAAAGUUUGUGCCUUUCCGGAAACUCCACUUUGGUCGCUACCCUGGAGCAUAUGAAAAGCCAGAACUUUUGCUUGUUUCCAUUGAUGACUUAAAAGUUCAAAUUCCCAAAAACCCAUCCAGUUUUCUAGAGGAGAUGUCACACUCUAGAUUUCUUGAAUGUAGGUACAGAGAAGCUCGGGCUUUCUUUCAGUUGUAUCCUGAUGAUGCCUCUCUUGAUGCAGUGGAGUUCAGAAAGAAAGCAAAAUCUUUGCUCCAUCUGGCUGCCCUAACACUCAACAAAUUAGGGGUAAAGUUCUGGCUGAGCAGUGGAACAUGCCUUGGUUGGUUUAGACAGUGCAAUGUCAUUCCGCACAGCAGAGAUGUAGAUUUGGGAAUCUUUAUAAGGGACUACAGAACGGAUAUCAUUCCAGCCUUUCAGAAGGCAGGCUUACCACUGAAGCACAAAUUUGGCAAGGUAGAAGACAGCUUAGAACUCUCUUUCCAGGGAGACGGUGAUGUGAAACUUGAUAUUUUUUUCUUCUAUGAAGAGGAUGACCACAUAUGGAAUGGAGGAACUCAGGCCAAAUCGGGCAAGAAAUUUAAGUAUCUCUUUCCAAAGUUUACUCUGUGUUGGACUGAAUUUGUAGAGCUCAGGGUACAUGUGCCCUGUGAAACCCUUCAGUAUGUUGAAGCCAACUAUGGCCCAGACUGGAAGGUUCCUGUGAAGACAUGGGACUGGAAGAGCUCACCGUCUAACGUACAGUACAACGGUAUCUGGCCUGUCGAUGAAUGGGAUGACGUCAUUCAGAUCUACUGACCACCUGACUAUCCUUGGAACCAUCAGUUUGUAAUUUCCCAUUUCACAAAGGCAUCAAAUUCCAGUCCUUCUGUAACUUCUCAUCUGUUUCCUGAGGAGACAUUUGCCUUUUUUU
This is a messenger RNA of Neopsephotus bourkii (Bourke's parrot), 1696 nucleotides long. It is a transcript of the gene FKTN, whose product is annotated as fukutin. Gene Ontology annotation, cellular component: Golgi membrane. The transcript has 10 exons. The record is from RefSeq and is a predicted model, not a curated record. Bases 118 to 1581 code for a protein of 487 amino acids. Lineage: Eukaryota; Metazoa; Chordata; Aves; Psittaciformes; Psittacidae.